This is a messenger RNA of Adineta steineri, 1065 nucleotides long. Lineage: Eukaryota; Metazoa; Rotifera; Eurotatoria; Adinetida; Adinetidae. The record is from the annotation of a GenBank genome assembly.
AUGGCGUUACGAAAUCGUAGUGAUGAUAAAAAAAGAAUAUCCGAAGAUUACUUAUCACCAACAAUAUCAUCAUCAACAUUAGAAAUUGUUCUUGAUGAACAAACAUCAAGUAAUUCAGGCGAUGACGAUUCAAUUGAUCAAGCUAGGCAAUCAGAAGCCGGUACCACAACCAAUGAAAGUUCAAAGUAUCGUAAAAAAAAACAACAAAUGCCAUUACGAGAUCCAAAAUCUCAUCGAUUAAUUGAAAAACGUCGUCGUGAUCGUAUGAAUACUUAUCUCAGUGAAUUAUUACAAUUAACACCUCAUGAAAAUAAUCAACAUCAACGACGUAUUGAAAAAACUGAAAUUAUUGAAAUGGCAAUUAAACAUAUUCGUUAUUUAAUAUCAACAUUAGAAAAAAAAUCUGAAAAUAAAGAAUCAACGAUUGAUGCAUAUCGAACUGGUUAUAGAAAUGCACUUUCCGAUGUAUAUGAAUUUCUUGAUGAUUAUUCUAAUAGUGAUCAACUUCUUGCGGAUGUCGUACAAUAUUUUAAAGAAAAAGAAAUUGAUUUAAAAGCUCUAACUGAUAUACCAGAUAAAAAAAGACCAAAAUAUGUUACAUUACCAGAUAGACGAACGAAAUUAACUUCACCACCAUCAUCAUCAUCGAAAGAACAAUUUAGAAAAUCUACUUUGUCAGAUAAAGACGAUGAUAAAUUAUGUGUUAUAUCUGAAGUAUUAGAAUAUAAACAUAAUGAAGUUCAAUCUUCAAGUGAUGAACGACAAAAUUCAAGUCAACAAUCUGAUUCUAAUGUUAAAGUACCAAUAUUUGUUUUACAUCCAUCUGGUACACAUUAUAUUCCAAUGUGUAUUGAUGCAUCUGUUGUAUCAGAAGCAUUUAAAAAGAAUACAAAUUUAUCUCAUACAUUAUCAACAACAGAUCAAGUUCAAUGUCAUCCUGUAUCAAUACCUGUAAAUUUUAAUUCCACAACAACAACAACAACUCUUUGUGAUUCAUACGAACUUGAUAUUCAAAAUAUAAAUGUUAUUGGUACUCGUCAUCAAACAAGUGUGAGACCGAAUUAA